Molecule: messenger RNA, 1629 nt
Organism: Angiostrongylus costaricensis
Lineage: Eukaryota; Metazoa; Nematoda; Chromadorea; Rhabditida; Metastrongylidae
Source: the annotation of a GenBank genome assembly
AUGCAUACUUAUAUGAUUCUCGUGUUCAAGAAUUUAUUUUUAGAACGGCGUGAGAGAGAUCGAGAUAAAGAAAAAGGCGACGAUCGCUAUAGUAAGAAACAUGAGGCUAGUUUCGAUUUUAGCUUCUGCUAUUUUAUUUCCUAUUUGUCUUCUUUAGGAAUGAGAAAAAGUAGACGUUGUCUUCGUCUCGUUUUUAUUUGUGCUAGUAACAUUACAAUCGGAUCAGGCUUUUUCGUUGUAGAAAUCACGUCUUUCACCUUGGACUCACCUGCAGGGCCUCAGAAAUAUUCGAAAUUUGAUAGUAGCCCGGAAGCUGUUGGUCAUGACGAACAAACUCCGGAGCGUAGCCCUGGUAUAAAACUGGAGUAUAGUGAUGUGGAAAUGGAUGUAGAACCGGAGUUCGACCCGUCGACUGCAACCUAUGAAACACUAACCGAAGAGCAAAAACUAUCGCCCGACACCAAGAAAAGAUUGGAAGAUGAUUGGCAAGCUCGUCUGAUAGCACAGUUACCUAUCUACUAUGCUUCAUAUAUGGGUUGCCGAAAUGUAAUUGAAUUCGACUGCGUUAAUCGGGUAGAAGAGGGAACAUUCGGGGUUGUCUAUCGUGCAAAAAAUAAGCGCACAGAUGAGAUCGUGGCACUAAAACGGUUAAAGAUUGAGAAGGAACGAGAAGGUUUUCCAAUUACUGCACUGCGAGAAAUUAAUAUGCUAUUGAAGGCUGGAAAACAUGAGAACAUCGUGAAUGUACGGGAAAUAUUAAUAGGCAGUAAUGCUGAUAAAAUUUAUUUGGCGAUGGAGUUCGUGGAACAUGACAUGAAGAAUCUGAUGGAUACUAUGCACAAGCGAGGAAAACGAUUUAGUCCUGGAGAACAGAAAACAUUAAUGAGGCAGUUGCUAUCGGGUCUCAAACAUCUUCAUGACAACUGGAUUCUUCAUCGUGAUUUGAAGACUUCCAAUUUGCUAUUCUCACAUAAAGGGAUUCUAAAGAUCGCGGACUUUGGCCUUGCUAGAGAAUAUGGCGAUCCUCUUAGGCCGUACACAGCUGUUGUUGUUACAUUAUGGUAUCGAGCUCCAGAGCUUCUGCUCGGUCAAAAGCUUUACUCGACUCCUAUAGAUCUUUGGUCUGUUGGCUGCAUAAUGGGAGAAUUUGUUCAUCUUAAGCCGUUAUUCCCAGGAAACGGAGAGCUCGAUGAAAUUAACAAGAUAUUCAUGGAGCUCGGGACACCUUCAGAAAGUAUUUGGGAGGGUUAUACCGAUCUUCCAGGUCCAAAAAUGCUUGGAAACUAUCCGUACAACCAGCUAAGAAAGAAGUUUCCCGCUGCUGUUAUGAAUGAAAGCGGCUUUAAGUUAUUGAAUAGGUUUUUGACGUAUGAUCCUAAGCGGCGUAUAACUGCGGAGGAAGCGUUAAAUGAUAAGUGGUUCACUGAAGACCCAAAACCAACUCCACCCGAAAUGUUCCCUACUUUCCCUGCAAAAAGUGAGCAGCAUCGAGCACCGCCUCCGAAACAGCACUGGCUCGAUACGUCGGUGAGCCACGACGAAGCAAAACUCCUCGCUGAUCUCAAGGUGCGACCAGAUCAAGUUACAUCCGGUUCCUUCUCGUUGAAAUUUGACAAAACAAGGUUCUAA